Messenger RNA from Dioscorea cayenensis subsp. rotundata (Guinea yam), 526 nucleotides. RefSeq lists its product as uncharacterized. The record is from RefSeq and is a predicted model, not a curated record. The coding region runs from base 85 to 330 and encodes 81 amino acids. The transcript has 3 exons. Lineage: Eukaryota; Viridiplantae; Streptophyta; Magnoliopsida; Dioscoreales; Dioscoreaceae.
ACCACAAACAUCAUCAGCUUCGUGGUAGAGAGGUCGACUCGAUCGAACUCACAGAGAGAGAGAGAGAGAGAGAGAGAGAAGGCGAUGCCGGCGACCGCGACGAUGAUCGGAGCCCUUCUAGGGCUUGGCACGCAGAUGUACUCCAACGCUCUUCGCAAGCUCCCUUACAUGCGCCAUCCGUGGGAGCAUGUUCUGGGGAUGGGGCUGGGUGUUGUGUUCGUGAACCAGCUUGUCAAGUAUGAUGCCAAGCUCAAGGAGGAUCUCGAUAAGAUCCUUGAAAAGGCUAAGGCUGCCAACGAGCGCAGAUACUUCGAUGAUGACGAAGAUUAGCUCUUUGAUUGCUAAAUUUGCGCAGAGUCAAGGUUCCCGCUUUGAGCCAGAAUUGUCAUUAAUCACUCAAAAUAUCUCUCUCAGAACUAUUUUCUGCAGAUCGUUGCUCUGCAAUAAGAUAUUGCUUUGUAGUGUUUUGGUGUGACCCUUUUUUUAUGGGUGAAUAACCAUCAUGAGUUAAAUUUCCUCUUCCUCA